Molecule: messenger RNA, 3727 nt
Organism: Neocloeon triangulifer
Lineage: Eukaryota; Metazoa; Arthropoda; Insecta; Ephemeroptera; Baetidae
Product: somatostatin receptor type 2-like
Exons: 5
Coding region: 388-1689 (433 amino acids)
Biological process (GO): G protein-coupled receptor signaling pathway
Cellular component (GO): membrane; neuron projection
Molecular function (GO): peptide binding; somatostatin receptor activity
Source: RefSeq, a predicted model, not a curated record
CUCGUCUCUCAGUCUGCGGCCAGAUCCGCUCCCGAGCACAGCAGCUGCAUUCGAGCGCACACCCACAACACACCGGCCACGCCACUUCACCGUCAAAGACAUUGACCUGCCCAGACCUGCCCUUCUCGGCGCGGCGAAAGUAAUCAAGAGAGAACAGCCGGGGUGCGAUUGAAGACGCCAAUAAGGAAAACAAGCCCUUGACCCCGCAGACGCCGGAGCUGCUUGCCAAACCCACCCACGCCAGACACUUUCACCGAGCUCUAAUUGCCACUGCUGACUCUAAUAUUCACUUGAAAGACGAGCCGCUUCGGCUGAGAGCGCCUGGUGCGACCAUGGCAACUACAGCCAUCUCUCAUCACUGACCCUUAUCGGACAAAUUCUUGAGCCAUGGACGUGGACGCAGGAGGUGGGCCGGUGUGCCUGGACACCAAUGACAGCAACUGCUACAACAUGUCCGACCGCAUGCACUUCAUGGACAACGAGACCGGCAUGAUGUGCGCCAGCCUCGAUCAGCCGCUGCUCACCCUGAUGACACAAAUCAUCUUUGCCCUGGUCUGCGUCGUCGGUCUGCUGGGCAACACGCUGGUCAUUUACGUGGUGGUGCGCUUCAGCAAAAUGCAGACAGUGACCAACAUGUACAUCGUUAACCUGGCGGUGGCCGACGAGUGCUUCUUGAUCGGCAUCCCCUUUCUAAUCGCGACCAUCUCGCUCGAGUCGUGGCCCUUUGGCAUGACCAUGUGCAAAUUGUACAUGACCUCGACCAGCAUCAACCAGUUCACCAGCAGCAUCUUUCUUACCAUCAUGAGUGCUGACCGCUAUGUGGCCGUCUGCCACCCCAUUUCGUCUCCAAAAAUACGCACCCCCUUUGUCUCAAAGGUGGUUUCCCUGACGGCUUGGUCGGCCAGCGCCCUUCUCAUGGUACCCAUUUUCAUGUACGCCAACACCGUGGAGAAGAACUCGACGAGCUGCAACAUUUUGUGGCCAGAAACAGAGACCUUGGGCGGACAGACGGCUUUCACCCUCUACAGUUUCAUUCUAGGCUUCGCCAUUCCGCUGGUGCUGAUUUUUUGCUUCUACUUCUUGGUCAUCCGGAAACUGCAGACGGUAGGUCCGAAGCACAAGAGCCGCGAAAAGAAGAAGUCGCACCGCAAGGUGACCAAGUUGGUGCUGACCGUGAUCACGGUCUACGUCUUCUGCUGGCUGCCCUACUGGAUCACUCAGAUGGCGCUCAUUUUCACGCCGCCGCACCAGUGCCAGUCGAAGGUGACCAUCACCAUCUUCCUGCUGGCCGGCUGCCUCAGCUACUCCAACUCGGCCAUGAAUCCUAUUCUCUACGCUUUCCUCUCAGACAACUUCAAGAAAAGUUUUCUCAAGGCCUGCACCUGCGCAACUGGUAGGGACGUCAACGCCACUCUGCACAUGGAGAACAGCGUGUUCCCGCGCAGGAACAAGGCCAAUGCUGAGCGAAAUCGCAACAAUGCGCACCAGUUCAAUCUCGGGCCACCAACGACCACCGCAAUCGAGGGCGCCACAAGCGCCGGACCCAUCCGCGAGACCUCAACCACGGCUCUGACCAUGACCUCCAGGUCCAACGCCAGCGAACCAACUCAGAUCAACACUCCUGUCAUCGAGAACAACGGCGCCGCCACCAAUGGUAACGGAGCUUUAAUCCCGGCCACUGAGGUUUAAGCUGCGUGUCCGUCGCUGCUUCCCAGUUCGCCCCAAAUGGCCAGGGCUCUUUCCCUCAAUCUGUCUCUCUUUAUCUCUAUAGCAACUCUCUCAUUCCCUUCGUUGUUUGGAUUUUGAAAGAGCCAUCGUUGAGCCUGGAUGCUUUUUCCAUAACCAAACACGCGCUUCUCUCUCACUGCUGUAAUAAAGUGUAAUAAUUUUUUAUUGAAAGUCUGAUUUCACUGCUGUUCAGGCGCACUUUUAUUGAUCUCGUUUGUGUCCUAUGGCUCCCACGGUAAUUGAGUUUCCGGCAUUUUAUCUGCAAAAAUCAUAGCUCGGGCAAAAAUCCAGAUUCUCUUUGUGCACUGUAUGUACCAUGUGAAAUUUUUCCCAUAUUUUUUGAGCCGUGCAAAUAUUGAAUUUUUACGAGUCCAACGGAGAAAUAUUGUUUCACGAACCAUAAACCAGAUCAAGUGUAAUAAAUGUUGGCCAAAAAUGUUUAAAUACACUUAUGUAUUUGUAGAUGGUUAAAUAAAUUGUAUAAUAUUCUAUUUCUUAUGUUAUGAUGAGUAAUUUUGAAGCAGGGUAUGAUCAUUAGGUUCUUGAGGGUAUUUGCGAUUUUAUCUUUAGAGUUUAAUUGCUGUCUCGUGACAAUGUAGAAGUAUAAUUGAAGCAUUACAAAUUACAACCACCAAUGAUCGAUGAAAAGACUGUGAAAAAUUGUAAAAUAUAAUAUACUUAAAUGUAAAUAAUAUUCAUAAGAGAUGCCAGGAAAAUACUACAAGAUUUUGUUUAUAAUUUGUAAGUGUGGAAUGCUUGGAUAAACUUGAAUAAUUAAAAACUACUCCCUUAUGCAUAGGUUCUUCUAAAUUUUGUGUUGAUUUUGUUUAUUUAGAUAAGCAUAUAAACUGUCUCACGCUCUUUAUUUUGCAUGAAAAGCGAUUGCAUGAAAAAUGAAUAGGAAUGAAUUGUGCUCCAGCGUAGACACAAUUUAUUUUAUAGCAAAGUGAAAAUUUCAUUUUCAGUUUUGUUCAUAAAAGUGUAAUAUGUUUUCAUUUACGCAGAUCGGCUUCUGUUUUAUUGUCCUCAAUAAAUCUAUGUACAACUAAAAUUUUACUUCCUCAGAAAGUAAGAUAAAAAUUCCAUAUCCAUUUAAAAAAAAGAUAUAUUUCUGUGUGCUAUCUCAAGAAACCGUUUCUUCCUUUGGUGGAAAGGUGAAAUGUCGCUUUUUGUUUACUUGUCAAACGCAACACAUAAAUGUCAUAAAUUAUCUGAAAGCUGGCAUACUUGUUUUGAAAGGACGUUAUUUGUCAUUUGAUGUGAUUCUAGUGUGAGUGGGUGGCGCUUGGCAUGCUCAAUAUUGUACAUUACUUGUGAAUGGAGAAACAUCUUUUAGAGGAAUGCUGUCUGUAAAUUAAAUUACAUAUAAAUUUUUUAUGGAAUUCGCUCAAACAGCAGAUUUUCCAGGAACGUUUUUGGAGGACAACUGGAAUUUUUUCUUUAGCCAGAGGUCAAAUAAUUAUUAAUGUCGCUACGGAAUAAUCGUCUCUUGUCGUCUGAAUGUAAUAAAAGCGGCUUAAUUUUCAAUUGCUUACACAACUCUCUUUUGUUGGUAUAAGAGAGGUUCAAAGGAAUAUACAGGAAAAAAACUAAUUGUCUAUUUGUGUCAUAAAUACUUAAAUCACUUACUAGAAUUUAAAGUCACUUAAAUCGUAUAAUACACUUACAACAUUCCCCUGGUCUAAUCAGACUUUCUCACGAUUAUUUUCCUAACAUCAAUUUUCAUCACUAAAAUCCUUGGUGCCAAAAAUUAAAGAGUCGAAUUUCUUGUAUAAUAUAGGAGUUAGCACAUUAAAUUGUCUAUCAAACAUAUCUUUCCUAUUUGCUGUAACUGUUGAAUUCAAAAGAUUUUAACGUCGUUAGUUCAGCAGCAGAAAAAAAAUCAUGUUAGUACGCUAACCAUGUAUAUCGCCCUCCGUUUUGGCUUUUUAGCUUUGUAGAUAAAUAAAAUCACGUAUUUGUAUUAUGUCUUAAAAAAAUAUUUGGACAUGAGAGUAAA